GUCAAGAUCAGUUUAGCUUUUUUCAGUAAUGACCAAGAACGAGACAGAAGUGGAUGCAUUCACCAUGACCAGUGAAGCAAGUUUGUAAGAGAUUCUUUACAAAUUGACCUGUAUGACUAUCUCCCAUUUUUCUGUGUGGUCUCUAAAAGCCACACAAAGCCAUAAAGGUCUGUAGUAACGGCAGUAGCCCCAUUUUAUGGAGGCCUCGCAUAGCCAGCUGAAAGCUGGGGAGACGUCUGGGGGUGAAGACCAGCCUCGAUGUGCAACUCCCACAGUCAGCUGCACCCCUCAGCCCUCCAGAGCUCAGCCAGCCAAGCGGGGACAGGAUGGACAGGACUCCGAGCAUCAUCGUUGCCCCGGUAACACAGCCAAACCGCCAAGACGUCCUCACCUGGAAAGGAAACGCCUCAGACUUCAGAGGAGACAUGCUCAAGAUUCGGAGGCAAUUAAGGAGGGUGGAGCGGCAGCAGAAGAUGCCGGACCAUCACAGGUGAGCAGCGAGGGCAGAGCGUCCAGCCAGGUGUCAAAGGAAGAGCCCACAAGUGCCCCACGUGUCCCGUCUUCAAGCGAUGCAGCUCCAUCUAACGUCACAGACGAGGACGUCCAGGAGGGAACUCCGAAACAGAAACGAGAGCGGAAGCCACAGAAGCCUGGGAAGUAUGUGUGCAGCUACUGCGGACGGGCUUGUGCUAAGCCCAGCGUGCUACAGAAGCACAUCCGCUCUCACACUGGUGAGAGGCCCUACCCUUGCGGCCCUUGCGGUUUCUCCUUCAAGACAAAGAGCAACCUGUACAAACACCGCAAGUCACACACCCACCGGGUCAAAGCUGGGCUGGCUCCACCCAACAAAGACGAACACGUCGUUAGCGGACAAGAAGAGAUGUUGACUGAUUCGGAGGAUGACUCCAACCGGUCGCCAUCAACCGCUUCUGUAAAGAAACAGGAAGGGGUACUAGGCUCGCAAGCACCUUACAGCAUGGAGCCAUGCUCCAGUGAUCAGUCGAGUGGGCUGGGAGACUCUCACGCCGUGAAAAAGAGACUAGCACUGCGGUUGAGCAAGACCAAGCAAGCGCCGGCCGUGGGCUCGUCAGAUGACGUUUCCUCUUCACUGACUUUGGGAAGCCGCGGCAGCACAGAGUCGGGUUACUUCUCUCGCUCCGAGAGCACAGAGCAGUCUCAGGACAGCCCUCCAAACUCCAGUGCCAAGAGCUAUGCUGAGAUCAUCCUUGGCAAGUACGGGCGCCUGGGGCAUCUGCAAAGAGCUGCCCGUAACCAGCAGCAGGGCUCGAGUGGACCCGAGGGGAAAGGCAUACCGUUCAACCUUCCCAAAAAGCAAGUCAUUGACCACAUCACUAAACUCAUCACCAUCAACGAAGCUGUGAUGGACACCAGUAAGAUUGACAGUGUCAAGCCCAGACGGUUCUCACUCUCCAGACGGAGCAGCACAGAGUCUGCCAAGACUGCCGCUCUUAAAGAACCCCUUGUUCACUGCCCCAAAGUCACGGAGGCCAGUUCUAAGGGCAGCGGGUCUAUAACGCUGGGCGUUCCAUGUCAGAAAUUCCAUCAGCAGAGCCUAAAUAUAGAACAGUGCCCGAGCCAGGCCUCGGCUGCCCCUCUCUUGAGGAGUCUGUCAGUUCCUUCUGAGCCUCCUGCUUGUAGAACAGACGCUUCUCCCCGCCACCUGAGGCUUAGCCAAUCAUUUGACGAGCAGCCACCAUCGCAGACAAAUCGGCGCCAUGCUUGGCUGCGUCGCCAACCAGCAAUCGAGCUGCCCAUUGGCUGUGAUUUUACUCCUGAAAAACUGCCCAUACCAUCAUCAUCAACAACAACAGCAACAGCAGCAACAACAACAACAACAAUGUCCUCUUGCUCACUUAUGUAUCACCAAGAUGUGCAAAACCCAUCUAACCAGAAACAAAGACCCAUUCAACCUUACGAGUGUGAAGAAUGUGGCACUGGCUGCAAAGACUGGGAAAGUUACAAGACACACAGGCGGCAAUAUUGCAAGGUGCAUGGUCAAACGCAGAAAGUGGAGCCAGUUCCUGUGCCGGUAGAGAAUGCUGUAAGGAUGCAUUUCAUGAGCAGGCCAGGUGCCUUGAUGGUACGAAAGAGAAGAAAAGAGGACAGUCUUGAGCUGGAUGAUUCCUGUUCGUCUGUGUCUUUGCCAUCUACAUCUGAGAAAAGUCCACAAAGUUUAAGGGAAUCAACCAGCGAGCUCUACAAAGGACCCAGGCAGGGGACCCGGCUAGAGAAGGACCCUGAGAGAUCAUUAAAGGGGAUAUCAGUGAUACAACACACAAGCUCCUUUGAAAAGCAAGAGCGAAAUAUGUUUGUGAAAAGUAAAGAGAAGGACGACCAAGAUACAUUUGCCCAUCUUGAACACCGUUCAGCCUCACCUCAGUUGCCAGAUCAGAUCCCCAGAUCACCAGGCUUCCGCAAGUUGGUGCGGCAGCCUAACGUUCAAGUGCCAGAGAUCCUAGUCACAGAGGAUACAAACACCGCCAUGCCAAUGUCACCGACUGCAACAGUCUCCACAGUUGCCAAAGAGACAGAGAGGUCAGAUGAAACAUUUCAGUGGCCUCAACGAAGCUCCACCUUGGCCCAGCUUCCCAUUGAAAAGCUUCCCCCGAAAAAGAAGCGCCUCCGCCUGGCUGAGGCGGCCCAAUCCUCGGGGGACUCCAGUUUCGAAUCCAUGUCUUUGCCCCCUCGCAGCCCAAGUCAAGACAGCAACAUGUCGUGCACAUCCAGCCGAUCUGCAUCAUUCGAGGACUUGGGGAAUGCAGGUGAUGAGGGGAUGACCUCUGGGAGGAGAUCCAGAGCCACACACAUGUUAGCCGUUCCCUCUAGUUCCCACCACCACAACCAUCACCACAGGGAGAUGAGACGCUCUGCUUCUGAGCAAGCUCCCCAUGUCCCGCAGCAAUGCACUCCAAUCUCAGAGGCCCGUAGCAAGUCCUUUGACUACAGCUCCCUGUCCCCAGAUCGCACCCCAGCUGGCUGGAGGGAGAGGCGCAAAUGCCUCCUGCUACGGCACACACCAGUCCGGGACCCGGAUGAGGAGGAAGUGCAGAGUCAGGAAGCAUCAUCUCGUAGUGGGCCUUGUGGGAGCAUGCAGAGUAGUUUUUGCACCGCUAGUGCUCCACCCAGUCCCCCUGUAAACCCAGGUCUGGCACCCACUGAGCACCCACGGUGCACACAGACUCCUUGUGACAAACCUCCUGUUCAUUCUCAUUGCCAAAACUCACCAGCAGCGCUGUGGCGACAAGACCCGAGACACGAGUUUAGCAAGUUGCCAGAGGUGCUGCCGAUUCAGUCAUUAGAACACAAAUCGGAGCAAGCAACACCGGUUGUUUACAUGGGACCAGAAGGACUUCAGCACGGCCCUCCUGGCCAUCCCUCUUCCCAAGGUCCAUCUGGAGCAGCAAAGGCCCGAUACUGCCCAGGUGCAUCGUCUCUCAAACUGGAGACCCCCGCCGUCAGAGGCCCAAUGAAUGAAAACCAGCCACGAGCGGCAUUCUCUUCCCAACCAUCAGUCCAUCACCACCAGCACCAGCGUGUUUACUUGAGUAUUACCCCCGACUCUGAGCCACUACGGCCUUGCGGGAUGCAAACAGUAGCCGUGCGCGUACAGGAGAACAUCCCCACUCACUCCAGUGCCAUUUACACGACACUCUCUCACAAUGUAGAUGCAAUGAAACCUCAGGAGCUCAGGUCGAGCAUACACCACCAAAAUGUGACUUUGGAUGUGUCUGCUGCGAUGUGUGUGGACCCAGCCAGCGGCCUACUUGGGGCUGUUGCUGCCUCAGAUAGCCAGCUACAGGGAUGCAGCAGGUCAGUCGGGUCUGGAGGAAGCAAGCGAAUGCUGUCCCCGUCGAGUAGUGUGGAAUUCGGGCCUGACUCGCAGCAACAGAAGAGAGUGAAAGAGGACAAUAAAGAGGACGAGGAGGAGGAGGAGGAUGAGGAGGAGGAUGUGGAAGAGGGGGAUAAAGGAAACGAGCUUCGACUUCCAGACCCUGUCAAAACUGACAAGCAUUCAGUCGAGCAGUCAGACAAACAAGCCAGCAGUACUCACAGCUUUUUUUCAGCCACCACCAACACAGUCACCACCACGACCGCCACCAUUGCCACCAACAGCAACAAAGAGACAUCGAUGCCUACACUUCACGCCAAGCCCGAGUACAGCUGGUGCUAUCUCCACUACGCCAAACCCAGCCCGUCCCCUCUGAGUGACCACCAGUCCUCGGUGUACUCCUCCUGGUCCACCAGUGCCUACAACCCCAACCCGCCGGGAAUCAGCAGCAAGGAGAUGCUCUCUCUGCUCCACUGCAAGCAGGGCCACUCCUCCUCCGUCACCUACACCAUGGCCCCGAUGUCACCGCCCCCGGUAUCACCGCCCACAACGCCAGGGGAGGAAAAGGGAAAGGAAGGAGCAGCCGCCGACCCCAGGAAGCCAGGCGUGUCUGAGGUACACCCCACUCGGCACGACCACCCCACUGAGGCCAGGGAAGUUCAGUCCACCGAAUGCAAGACGGAAGGAGAAGAAGAAGAAGAAGAAGAAGAGGAGGAGGAGGAGGAGGAUUAUGGCGAGGAGAGGAAGAAAUCAAUAGCAACCUCCAAACAAUCCGAGCCUCCUACUGUUCAGAGCUGUGAAGGAGGCUGUAGGUCAAAUGAAGAAUGUGUGACCGUUCACGGGGGGCGCAGAGGAGGCCGGCAUGUGUGUGAGGACUGCGGAGACGACGGUGGCAGAAGGCCCGGCACCCUUGGCAAACACAUCCGUCUCCACGCCACCCAGAGAGCACACAUCUGCCACCACUGCAACCUUACCUUCAAAACCAAAGGCAAGCACUCUCAGGAGGGUGGCAGUAAAGGUCACUCAGCAGCCAGAACAGAGACGUUGGAGAAACAGCCGAUUGCUGAUUACAAAGAUACAGAGGAGGAUCAUGAAGAGGAGAAAGAGGGGAAGGAGGAGGAAGAGGAUGAUGAAGACUACGACGAAGGCCUCGAGGACGAGAUGAAAGAAGGCUUAUCUGACACGUGUGGACAUCACAUGACUUCACGCUUGGCUUCAUUAAAGGGAAACUGGACCAAAGAAGACACAUUCAAAUCCAAGUCCAAGUCCGAGUGCAAUCAGUCCAUAAUAAACCCGCCCCACCACCACAGCCGGUACACUUUCUCCAGCCCUCGCACCUCCGCCUGCACCACCACCACCGUCACGGUCCCACAGCCACACACCUUCACCACCAGUACGCACACUGUCACGGUCCCCCGGCCACACCCGGAGUCCCAGCCAGGGCGCAGCUGCUCGUCCCCCAUCCUCAGCCUGUCUCCUGGCCGCUGCCUGUCCCCUGCCCUCCCCCAGUCCCUGUCUCUGUCUGUCUCCUCUGGGAGAGAGGCCUGCUCCAGCCCCGGAUCCUCACCUCAUCCCUAUCCCCAUCCCCGUCCCCGUCAGUCCCUCUCCCCUGCUCAUGGGCGACACCUGUCGCUCUCCCCAUCCAGGUGCUCUGUCGCCGGUGACCAGCCACCGUCACCUGCAUCGUCCUCCGAUUGUCAUCGCUCUCCUUAUUGUGGGAGACAUCUGUCGUCCUCCACCACCACCGGGAGGGAGGCAGAAGGCGUCUCACCCCAGUCGGCGUGCAUCUCUGCUGGGGCUGCCGAGUCUGGCUCUCCCCCUCGCACCUCCAUCUCUGGUUCCUCCCGUCCUGAAGGGACUGCCGUUGCCCGAUACAAAGGCUCCCUCAGUGGGAUGAGUAACUCUGUGGCCGUACAGGGCCUUCUGUCCCCUCUGGAUAGACCUGCGUCCUUGCCUGUGUCCCAGCUCUCAUCUCCCCGCAGCCACCAACAGCACCAGCACCACCACCACUACCACCAUCCCCAAGCCCAGCGCCACUCUGCCCAGCACCACCCAUCCUCUACCCCCAGAGAGGGCGGCAGUCUCCUCAGCCACCUGCCCCUCCACUCCCAGCUUCCCGCCCGCAGCCCCAGCCUCCUGAUCCCCAUAGGGGGCAUCCACAUGGUGCAGCCCAGGAGCGGGGCUUGCCGCCUGGGCCACACCCUGGGCUCCCAGCCCCUCCAGUCCCAGCAGCCCCUGGUGGAGCCCCAGAGGCUGAGAGCAAUGGCCUCCUCCACCACCACAGCAGCGCGUCCCUGCGCGAGACAAGCCGGCACCUCCUCCCAGCUCUGCAGGGAGCUGACCAAUCACGGGCUCCGAGGUAACGAGGCGCCCGCCGCAGCCACCCAAUCAGAGGCGCCGUUGCUGUCAGACAGAGAUGGAUGUUGCGGGGUGCGUGCAAGGAGGCAGGAGGGAGAGGCGAGCUCUGCAACAACGCAGCAGACACCUGGCUCCGUGCCCAGGACCCAGCACACGCACACUCACUCACACACUCACUCGCACACGCACACGCGCACACACACCCACAAACACACCGCCCCAGACAAGCACCUUAACUGCACAUAUUGAUACAGAUAGAGGCGGACACACGAAAAGACAGACAUGACAGAGAUGAAAUCCUCUGAGACGAAAUAUAUAAAUGUAAAAAAAAAAAACCCAUAUAAACUAUAACUCGAAACAAAAAGAAUGUUUAAUAAAGACUUCUGACCAGGCCGAGGACAUGUGCAAAGGGAAGUGAACGUUAAUCCUACAGCAGCACUUAACAGGAGAGUACACAGUAAAUUUUGCGGUGUUAAUUCAACCCUGAAAGAGUUCAUUGAAGUCCAAAUAAUGUCAAAUCAACCCUCUAAGUGUUAAAUGAGCACUGCAGUAUUUACUGUGUACUCCAACAUACAUGUGUUGAUACAAUACUGUACAUACUGUACGUCUCUGUAAAAUGUUCUAUAAAUAUUCCGUUUAUGUUUUUAUAUGGAUUUUCUAUGGUAUACUAUACUAUACAUACAUAAUGUAAUUGCUGCACACGUGUUUGUACCUCUUUCUUGGCAAUUUCUCACUCUCAAUCGCUGGAACUCUCUAUUAUAGACAUUAACUAUAUAAUGCUUAAUAUAUAUACAGGGUUUUGUCAGGCAGUUUUUGUUUUGUUUUUGUUUUUUUGGGUUUUUUUUUAAUAUUCACCUGAAUUCCUGCUAUUAUUGUUGAUGAUGAUGUGACCAAACACGGAGCUGUUUGAAAGGGAGUCUGCAAAAGUCUUACGAUGGGUGCUCUUACUAUUAUUAUAGGGUGCAAAUCAUUUCCCCCCCUCAUCUCGCCUCCUUUCCUACGUCUUCUGGCCUUGUCUUGAGUCAGUUUUAUAACUGGACAUCCAUUUCAUAAUUCAAAAUAGCAACACACAGGCCUAUGUUAUCUAUCUGGGACAAGCAGAGCUCUGUUGUCAAACCCAACUUUGAAACAUAAGAUGAAUGUCCUGAUGUGUGACAAGGCUGGUAAUUGUUUUAGAUAUAUCACUAUGUAUUUUGAAGGUUAAAACAAUGUCCAAUAUAAGCCUGACUUAACACAGGUCAAGAAUGAGGCAUGAGGUUGCAAGGCAGAGGAGAGGAGAGGAGGAGGUGAGUUUGGGAAGAUGAUUUGCACCCAGAGUCUGUUGUUAUAUACUAUAUAUCUGUGUUAGGAGGCCAGGGUUCAAACACAGUCUUAAUAAUAAUGCUGAUAAUGGAUUGUAAAGGGAAAAAGAGAGAAAAACAAAUAUUUAAAAAAAGAGAUUUGUUUUGCGGAGGCGACGAUGCAAGUAUGAAGAAGAACGUACAGUCAUGCACUAUAGUAAUACUUUUAUAUAAUUCUUUAUAUACAUACAGAGAUUACUGUGGAUGUUUAUGGUAUAAUAGUAUGUUGUAUUUCUGGUGGUACUCUGUGCGUGAUGUCACAUUUCAUUUGAUAUAAAAUAUGCCAGUGC
Molecule: messenger RNA, 7838 nt
Organism: Engraulis encrasicolus (European anchovy)
Lineage: Eukaryota; Metazoa; Chordata; Actinopteri; Clupeiformes; Engraulidae
Gene: hivep3a
Product: HIVEP zinc finger 3a
Exons: 5
Coding region: 197-6457 (2086 amino acids)
Biological process (GO): regulation of transcription by RNA polymerase II
Cellular component (GO): nucleus
Molecular function (GO): RNA polymerase II cis-regulatory region sequence-specific DNA binding; DNA-binding transcription factor activity, RNA polymerase II-specific
Source: RefSeq, a predicted model, not a curated record